Culicoides brevitarsis is the source of this 1854-nucleotide messenger RNA. RefSeq names its product zinc finger C2HC domain-containing protein 1C. NCBI's taxonomy places the organism in Eukaryota, Metazoa, Arthropoda, Insecta, Diptera, Ceratopogonidae. The transcript is spliced from 5 exons. The coding region runs from base 257 to 1519 and encodes 420 amino acids. The record is from RefSeq and is a predicted model, not a curated record.
AUCCUAGUGAUAUAAUUUUGUGUUUACCCAACAAAACCUACCCAAAAAAACGAUGAUUACAAUAAGACUAUAAAAAAAAUGUUUAAGAUUUACUUUUUUUUUUCUUAGCGGAAUCAAAUUCAGUCAAAUUAGAAGUGUGCAUAUAAAAUACAAAAUAAUCGUCAUAAAUACCAUCAAAUAUUUUUACAAGACAUACAAAUUUCACCAAUAUUAUAAGAUCAACGCAAAAAUAAAAUAGUUUUGUUGUUCACCAAAUAUGGCAUUGCAAGGUUCACAACAACGUACAUCAAGGUUGUCGCAAAUGCAGAUGCGAUUCCAGCAAAAGCAGCAAGUCGAAAAGGAACAGAAAAAAAUUGAUUUAUUGGGAAACUCAAGCGUACGUGUUGGGCGAAUUUCUUCUAGUCAUGAUAAAGAUGAUACUAAACUGAUGACUAGUACUAUUGGAGCUGGAAAAGUACGUCAGAUGUUUGAGGAACGACGCACAGGUGUAGACAAAUCCUAUCCCCUGAAGCCCAUUUCGGGAAAUAUAGGAAAAAAUCCUUUGAAUAGUGAUAAAGUAUAUAAUGUUGGUAACAUUGCGAAGUCAACUCCGAAAAGCAAAGCAAUGAAUGGAAAUGUAAAUCGACAAAAACCGCCGGCUCAACAAACCGAUAAUGAGUUUCAGAAUUUAGAUAGAGAUCCUCUAAACAACUCAGUGUCUAUACAAGCAAGGUACAAUAGUACUAACCGAGUGCCAUCAUUAAAAAACAAUAAUACAACUAGCGUCACUAGCAACCAGACAACCAUUAAUAACAACAAUAGUCAAAAUGUUGUCGAUAAUACUGUUGUUCGAAAUUUUAAACCAAAUUCAACUAGUGGCAUGAAUAGGGUAAUCACACCAACGACUGCAUCAAUAAACUACCCAUUGAAAGAGAAAAAACCAUCAUUGGUAGAAACUCGAAAAAUUAUUGGGCGACAAGACGACAAGACAAAAAUAUCUUCUCCCCUUCAAAGUCCUACUAAGCCCACUUUGACUGAGAAACAAUCUCCUAAGAAGGCAUUUGCACCACCACCAGAAGGCAUGGUACAAUGUAGCAUAUGCGGUCGGAAUUUCCUUGAAGAAAGGAUUGCAAAGCAUGAAACGAUCUGUAGUAAGGCUGCAGCUAAAAAACGCAAAGUUUUCGAUUCGACAAAAGCCAGAGUAGCGGGAACUGAGGCAGAAGUUUACGUAAAAAAGGCAAAUAAGGCAAAAACCAAAGCUAUCGAACAAAAGGUAGCAAGCAAAAAAGGUGAUUGGCGAAGAAAGCAUGAAGACUUUAUAAAUGCUAUCAGAGCUGCAAAAGAAGUUCAAGCGCAUAUCAAAGCUGGCAAAGAUAUUCGUGACCUUCCACCUCCCCCUCCAAGUGAUUACAGUGAUUACGUUCAGUGUCCACAUUGUUCCAGAAAGUUUAACGAGUCAGCUGCAGAACGGCACAUUCCAAAGUGUGCAACAAUGUUACACAACAAAACAAAAAAACCCGUGGCAAAGGGAAGGCGUUAACUCGAUGAAAAGCGUUUUCGUAUGAUCAGAUGGAUUAAAAUCUCAAUUUCGAUAAAACUAAAACAAAAAAUGUAUUGAAGUUAUAAACUCAGUAUAUGUACCUACUACAUGUGGGCAUAAAAUUAUUGUUUUGAUGCUUUUAAUUAAAUUCAAGCUUUCAUUAAUAUGAUAUCUACUUUGAAAUAAUAAUAUUGUAAAGAAACAUUACACUAUAGGUCCACGUUGGAGCCAUUCUUAUCCGUUUAUAGUAAUACAAAGAUCAGUGAAACUAUUGUGCCUUUUGAAUAUUAUCGUACUUGAAAUGCAAAAGAAUAUUUUUGUCUUGGUAAUUUUUA